Andrographis paniculata is the source of this 1722-nucleotide messenger RNA. Its product is annotated as probable trehalose-phosphate phosphatase F. The coding region runs from base 430 to 1572 and encodes 380 amino acids. The record is from RefSeq and is a predicted model, not a curated record. The transcript is spliced from 13 exons. Lineage: Eukaryota; Viridiplantae; Streptophyta; Magnoliopsida; Lamiales; Acanthaceae. Gene Ontology annotation, molecular function: trehalose-phosphatase activity. Gene Ontology annotation, biological process: trehalose biosynthetic process.
GCUACGUCUUUCUAUUGCCAUUUCCCUGCCUGGCCUGCAACUCUUCCUAUAAAUCCAUGGCGUCCCCCCUCUACUAUUCCCUUCUUCCUCCAUCUUUCCUCUCCACUCCCUCAUAUUCAAUUCAAUUCUCCUUGCCUUUGCUUUGCUUUUCUGCAGUUCAGGAGAAGAGACGAUUUCGAGGUGUACUUUAUUCUCCUGGAACUUUUCCAGUGAGCUUUCGUGCAUUUCAUCUAUUCAUGCUUUACGAGAUGAGUUUUUGUGAAGCCUCUGCUUGAUGGACUGCUUACAAAGCAGCAGAGAUAAGAAAACAUUAAAGAGGUGGUUUUUCAUCGAUAAAAGAGUUGGAUAGAAGGAUUUUUAGUACCUCAUUUGGGAGAUAGAAGAUACAGUAAUUGUGUGUUCUGUUUGUCCGAAAGUCGUCUAAUCAUUAUGGAUUUGAAUCCGAUGGACGGUUCUCCUGUUGUUGCCGACCCUGCGCUAAUAAAAACACUUGGGGGUUGUUCUAGUCUUUUGCCUUAUCCGCAAUCAGGGCAAUCGUUCUCAACCAGUGUCUUUGUUGUUCCGAGGAAGAAACCUGGAAAGUUAGAAGAUGUUCGCGCCAACAGUUGGCUUGAUGCAAUGAAAUCAUCGUCGCCUCCUCGAAAAAUAAUUCUCAAAGAUUUCAGCAGCGCCGACAUUUCAGAUGAGGCCGACAUUUCUCAUCAAUCGUGGAUGAUAAAGUAUCCAUCAGCUCUCACAUCUUUCCACCUAAUAAUGGACCGCGCAAAAGAUAGGAAGUUAGUGAUGUUCUUAGAUUAUGAUGGCACACUUUCGCCUAUUGUCGACAAUCCUGAUCGAGCAUUUAUGACUAAUGAAAUGCGUUCUGCAGUUCAGGGAGUGGCAAAACAUUUCCCCACCGCCAUUAUCAGCGGAAGAAGCCGAGAUAAGGUUCAUGACUUGGUAGGACUAACCGAGCUUUACUACGCCGGUAGUCAUGGCAUGGAUAUCAUGUUUCCGGCUGGCGACACGGUAUCCAAAGACCAUCUAAACUGCGUCAAGUCUACCGAUGUUCAGGGAAAUGAGGUAACUUUAUUUCAGCCGGCUAGGGAAUUCUUACCGAUGAUUGAUGAGGUCUAUAGAACCUUUCUCGACAUCACCAAAGAUAUCGAAGGAACAAAAGUUGAGAAUCACAAGUUUUGUGUUUCCUUACAUUAUCGCAAUGUAGAUGAAAACAGUUGGCCCGUCAUCGUAGAGCAUGUUCACGGCAUCUUGAAGAACUAUCCUCGACUGCGGCUCACUCACGGACGAAAGGUUUUAGAGAUUCGACCGGUGAUCAAUUGGGAUAAGGGUAGAUCAGUCGAGUUUUUUCUCGAAUCAUUAGGAUAUACUAAUGAUAGCGACGUGCUCCCUAUUUAUAUUGGAGACGACAGAACCGAUGAAGAUGCGUUCAAGGUGCUAAGAAAAGCGAAUCGAGGCUACGGCAUUCUUGUUUCUAGCGUCCCGAAAGAAAGCUAUGCUUCUUUGUCUCUAAGGGAUACAUCUGAGGUUCAACGUUUCCUUGAGUCCAUCGUGAGAUCAGCACAACAGGGAUAAAUAGCGGAGGGCAAUCUGGUAAUUACACUAAUUGACCUUUCCAUUACUGUUCCUUUAAUUUCAGUAAUUAUUGUCUCUCUUUCGUUUACUUCUUAAAAGUAAUUUAUUUUUUCUUCAGAGGGCUUUUUUUUUUUUUUUUUUUUGGGUGUG